UAUCUGCGAGUCCAUGUUAACAAAGGUGUAGACCGUUCCACCAAAGUGGUUUCUCUCCUUGUCUCGUAAACCCUGAACCCACAGCGAUCGUUGCAGCAUCUUCCUCCCUAAACCUACUGAGUUCGCCACGCAGAACCGACAACUAGGUCGUGACUCAGUUGUUUCACAUUGAACUAUGCAAGUCAUCUCCAACGCUCGCCGAGUCUCUCGGUUCUUCCUUUCGCCUCAUCUUCGAACCUCUGAAGCCCCUCACUCCACCGCGCUCUCUUCUUUCUCAGGGCUCGCGCAACACGAUUACCGGCGAGUGACAACUGAUCCGAGAAACUGGUUCUUGUCGAAGGAAUUUUUCUCUUCAGGAGUGGAUACCGUUGAAGGAGCUCCCUCAGGGGAUGUGAAGGAAUUAUAUGAUAAAAUGCUUGACUCUGUAAAAGUUAAACGAUCAAUGCCUCCAAAUGCUUGGUUGUGGUCAAUGAUUGCAAAUUGCAAACACCAGCACGAUAUUAAGCUUCUGUUCGACAUUCUGCAGAACCUCCGCAUAUUUAGGUUGUCAAAUCUUCGAAUUCAUGACGACUUUAAUUGCAAUCUCUGUCGUGAAGUUACCAAGGCGUGUGUUCAUGCAGGAGCUCUUGAUUUUGGAAAGAAGACUCUGUGGAAGCAUAAUGUCUAUGGAUUGACCCCGCAUAUUGCAUCUGCUCACUCUUUACUGCUGUAUGCCAAGGACCACAAUGAUACUAAACUGUUGGUGGAAGUAAUGAAACUUCUGAAGAAGAAUGAUUUACCAUUGCAACCAGGGACAGCAGAUAUAGUUUUCAGCAUUUGUUACAAUACAGAUGACUGGGUGUUGAUUAGUAAGUAUGCACAAAGGUUUGUCAAGGCUGGUGUAAAACUAAGACAAACCUCAUUUGAAACAUGGAUGAAAUUUGCUGCCAAAAGAGGGGACACCAAGUCAUUGUGGACAAUAGAAAAGUUGAGAUCUGAAACAAUGAAGCAGCACACAUUGGCGACUGGGUUUUCUUGUGCCAAGGGUCUUCUAUUGGAACGUAAACCCAGUGAUGCAGUUGCUGUCAUUCAAGUUCUAAAUCAGACAUUGUCUGAUAAAGGAAAGUCAGGCAUCAAGGAUGAACUUCAGAAGCUUGUAUCUGAGUGGCCUUUAGAAGUUAUUAAGCACCAAAAAGAUGAGGACAGAAAGGCAUUAGCAGCCUCUUUGAAGUCUGAUAUCCUUAUCAUGGUUAGUGAGUUGCUGAGCAUGGGUGUUAAGGCAAAUGUAAGUUUGGAAGACCUAGACAGGAAGGAAGAUAUUCCACAAUAGCAUUUAGUUCAGAAUUUGAUGACAUUGUAUUUCAGAAUGUGCUUAUUCGUGGAGUAUCUCCUUCCGAGGAUGCUUCCUAGCACAGCAUAUAGAUAAGGAGUCUGCAAUCAUAGGAAAUGUUGAUUAUUAAAUUAAAAUUAUUACUUUGCUUCCGUUGUUACCAUUUCUUAUUUUACGUCUCGGAGUACUUGAGUUUUUGGUAGCAUAUUAGUGGGAUUUUGUUAUUGUCCGAUAACCGAAAUUUGGAUAUCAGAAGAUUAUGUCGAAACAAAAAUAAUGUGGCAUGUGUCCUC
Vigna umbellata (rice bean) is the source of this 1602-nucleotide messenger RNA. Its product is annotated as adenylyl cyclase. Gene Ontology annotation, molecular function: protein binding. NCBI's taxonomy places the organism in Eukaryota, Viridiplantae, Streptophyta, Magnoliopsida, Fabales, Fabaceae. The record is from RefSeq and is a predicted model, not a curated record.